Stylophora pistillata is the source of this 1947-nucleotide messenger RNA. RefSeq names its product tripartite motif-containing protein 3-like. NCBI's taxonomy places the organism in Eukaryota, Metazoa, Cnidaria, Anthozoa, Scleractinia, Pocilloporidae. The record is from RefSeq and is a predicted model, not a curated record.
AUGAUAUCGUGCUUCCACACUUUUUGCUGUAAGUGUUUGGAGGAACAUGCAAGAAAAAGCCACAGACAAAGAAAAUUCCGAUGCCCCGAGUGUCAGGCGGAAAUCGAUUUACCAAAAGACAAUCGCUUCGACCGUUUGCCCACCAGCUUUCACCAUAACAGUUUGCUAGGUCUCCUUCAAAAAAAAGAUCGCGAGGCGUUGAUGAAGCCGCCAUUUUGCUCGCAACACAACGAAAGAAUUCGUUAUUUCUGCUCUUCCUGCGAAGCGUGUGUUUGUCCUGUUUGCCUCGCUCAACAACACCAACGACAUGAGUUCAAAGUUAUUGAAAAGGCAGUGCAAGAAGAUAAGAAAUACAUUAUGUCAAACGUUGAGUCUCUCAAAGAAAAGGCAAAUUUGUUUCGAGCCGACAUACGAAAACUGAACAAAACAUCUGAGAAUGCGCAAACGAUGAUCGCAAUCGCCAAGCAUGAAGUGUCAGAGGCAGCUACCCACGUGAUCGUUAAGACGCGUCAGCAAGAAGAGCAGUUGUUAAAGUCCCUAGAAAUGACGCGUACGAAGAGAAUAGAGCGAAUCAACUCGGCUAAACAAGAACUCGAAUCUCUGGUGAAACAAAUGAACCAAGCAGCUGAGUUUGCGGAGAAUCUGGUGCACAGAAGCUCAGGCUUCGAUAUUAUAAAGACCAAAACAACUCUGAGGCACAAAUUUGAAAAACUUCAUAGAGUUGAAGUUCCAAAACAUCGCCAAGCUACAUUUGUCCAAUUUACCGCAGCAUCACAAAAAGACUUGAAACUGGGUUUUAUUCAACUCGCCGAGAAACCGGCAAAAGCAGCCAACUCAACUCUGGAAAUACCGGAUCAGAAUUUUCAGGCUGGUGUAGAAGCAGAGUUUACGUUAUGUCCAAAAACUUCUGGAGGGGAGACUAGUGACCAGGCCGAGGAUACGGAUCAAGUUGAAUUGCUGAUAAAACCCGCCAAAGAUGUAACAAACGUAAUUGUGCAAGAAAAAGAAGAUGGCAAUCUUAGACUGAAGUUUAUACCUAAAGUGCCUGGCGCCUACAGUGUUGAAGUGAAGAUUUAUGGCGAAAAGCCUCCAACCUGUCCGUUCCCUUUGCCAGUGAAGGAACGUGAAAUUGUCGUGGUCGGUGAGUUGGACUUGAAGUUCAUACAAGGGCAUGUGUUAAAAGAACCUCAUGGAUUGGCUGUUAACAAGCAAGGUGACAUCGUCGUCAUAGAUAAUCACGGACAUUGUGUUUAUGUGUUCAAUAAAGAAGGACACUGUUUAAGACAAAUUGGAAAAGAAGGAACAGAUCCUGGACAAUUCAAAUAUCCCAGUGGGGUGUUAUUUUUAAAUGACAACGAAAUUUUUAUUGCGGAUCAAUAUAAUAAUAGAAUACAACACUUAAAUAUCCACCCAGGUUCUGUUUUAAAAACCUUUGGACAAAAAGGUGAGGGAAAAGGACAGUUUAGGUUUCCACUUAGUAUUUCUCUUGACGAUACAGAACGUAUUGUUGUCACUGAAUUCCUUAACAAAAGAGUUCAGGUAAUGUCAAGAGAGGGUGAAACUGUAUUCACAAUAGGAGACAGUGGACCAGAGAGACUCAGCAGACCACACAGCUGUAUUCCUUACAAAAACAUUUUCCUGGUAUCUGAAAGAGACAAUCACUGUAUAAAAGCAUUUGAUUCGUCAGGAACGUUUUUGUACAAGUUUGGAGAAAAAGGAAAUCAAGAUGGACAGUUCAACACACCUCGUGACAUGUGUUUAGACGGCUCUGUUAACCUCCUUGUGUGUGACCAUAACAACAACAGAGUUCAGCAACUUUCUUUAGACGGUCGCUUCACAGGAAAAACUAUCGUUCCUCUACAAGGUCCAAUUAGAAUUGUCACAACACCAGAUGGGCGUAUACUAGUCUCUUGCAUAGCCGCUAAGAAAAUAUACAUACUGAAGUAA